AUAUACCCAAUACUGCAAAUAGUACCCAAUAGUAGUUCAAAACCACUCAAAUAACUAAGCGACUAAGGUUAUUUGCAUUAGUUUUCUAUGUGCUAACUGUGGAGUAUAGUCAGUGAAAAUGUUGACAACAGGAAUGACUUGAUGAUUUUGUUGAGCUAUAGAUAAGUGGCAUGAUAUAACCCACUUGACAGAGUUACAUAUGAAGUGCUAUUAAUGUAGUUCCUGUGUGGCCGUCUAGUUUGGAUAUUUUACUGUAGAUCUACCAUGAACAUCGUGUUAUUGCUGCUCCUGAUGUCUUACGGAGGUCCUGCCAUGUCAGCCAGGAUCCUUGCUGUCUUGCCAAUCCCUGCCAAGAGUCAUCACAUUCUGUUUAACUCCGUGCUGAGGACACUGGCACAGGCAGGACAUCAGGUCGUCUGCUACAGCGGUCUACCAGCCGACCAGGAGGUGGCAAACCUAACUGUCAUUCACAUGGACAAUAUCCAACCAGUUGAUAAAUCAAUGACCAAAGAAAUGCUGGAGAUGAUGUUAAACUUGAGUCCAGUGGGAUCUACCUCACUUUUGUGGAUGAAAUCUCGCUCAUUUAUCGAAAAUAUGAAAAAUAAAAAUCAUUUUCAACAGCUUCUUAAAUCCAAUGAAAAGUUUGAUUUGAUAAUUUUGGAGGCGUUUUUUUCUCAAGAAUCACUUUUUGCCCUCGGUCACAAGUUCAAAGCUCCCAUAAUUAAUCUUCAACCAUUCGGAGCUUUCAGUCUUGUAAACAGAGCUAGUGGGAAUUCUCUCAACCUUGCUUACAUUCCUGAUUUCGCUUUUCCAUCCUCAAAUCACAUGUCCUUCUACGAGAGAACACUUAAUGCUUACUCAAUUUUGAGUACGCUGUUCAAAUACUACUUCUAUUUUAUUCCCUCGCAAGAUCAGUAUAUGAGGGAGUUGUUUAACGACUAUUCGCUACCUCCCUUGUCAGAAUUGAUGCAGAACUGGUUGGCCUUGACUUUUUCAAAUGCACAUCCUUAUGUUCACUAUGUGCAGCCUUACACCCCCAACAUCAUUCCGAUCGGUGGAAUACAUCUGGCCAAGGAGCAGAACCCACUUCCUGAGGAAAUGAAAAGGUUCCUGGAUAAGGCAUCUGAAGGAGUUGUAUACUUCAGCGUUGGGUCAAUAGUCCCGGACCACCUGCUUGAUGAAGAAUACUUCAACAACUUUCUUGCAGCUUUCAGUCGUCUGCCACAAAAAGUGUUGUGGAAAACCAAACGCAACCUUAAAAAUCUGCCAAAAAAUAUAAUGACAUCGGAGUGGGUGCCCCAACAAGAUGUUCUGGCUCAUCCUAACGUGAAAGUGUUCAUGACUCACGGAGGGAUGUUUAGUCAACAUGAGGUGAUCAGAGCUGGAGUCCCAGUAAUCUGCACUCCUUACUUCGGCGAUCAACCCAUGAAUGCCAAGUUCUACGAGGAGAAAGGAAUUGGAGUCGUUCUGCCUUUCAAAUCCUUAUCAGAAGAAACAAUCUUGUCAGCACUAAAAAAAGUUCUUGAUGAUCCCAAGUACAAGGACAACAUGUUGAAGAUGUCUAUGAUCUACCAGGACCGCCCUCUCAGUCCCAAAGACACACUCCUGUACUGGGUAGACUAUGUCAUGCGCCAUGCUGGGGCUAAGCAUCUUACACCAGCUGCAGCUGCAAUGCCCUUCUAUCAAGUUUAUCUACUGGAUGUAAUUGGACUUGUUUCUAUAGUACUUGUCACAACCUUAACAUGCAUUUAUGUUAUCAUCAAACGGAUUUUAGGAGUGUUUACCAAUAAUGGACAGUUGAGUAGUCAAAGCAGAUUGAAAGGUGAAAGAAGUAAGAAACUGAACUAAGUUACACUUUUACAGUCCAAGUAGACCGUUGCCUUUUGGUCUUCAGAAGAUGAUUGUGUUGUUGAAUUGGAGAUGAGUUGCAUCAAAUCCAUUAUACAGGUCAAGCUACAUUGCAACAUCAGUUUGGUUGAAUUCAGUUGAAUACAACUUAGUUGAACAGUAGAUUGUCUUAAAAAUGGAUUGCUGCAGCUUAUUCAAAUGUCAGCCAGUAUUACUGCCAGUUCAACAUAAUUUUCUUUUCCCAAAUUCAACCAAAUUUGCAUUACAUUUUUGUAAUGAGGACUAGAUAAAAAUGUGUAUAUUAAAAAGUUAGCAAUACAAGAGUCCACAAAGUGGACUCUAUUUGCUUGCAUUUGCAGUUGUUUUCAAUUUUUUAAGUCCCCCGGGGACGAAAUAUAGUGUGUUUAUUGCCUCUUCUAUAUUUUCUAUGGCAUACCUGUACUUCGUUGAGGUACCGUAAGCUAGCUGAUAUCCUACUUAUUCUACAAUUAAAAAUCCUGGCCUAGAGCCCUUCCUUAACAAAACUGACCAAUAGUUCAUGGUAGGUACCCUAGAAAAUGUUUCAAAGUUUAGACUUUACCAAAAACAGGCUCAAAACUAAAUUUAGACUAUUUAAAGGGCUGCUGGAGUCCAUUCACCCCAAAUAGAUAAAUUAUUUUCCUAUUAUACUUCUGGAAUGUUCAGUUGUGUUUGUAAAAAGACCAAUGUCUCUUAUUAGUUUUAAGUCUUAUAUUUAACCAUUACCAUUACCAUUAGGUGAACAAUGUAUCCUAUCAUUUAUAUGAUGUGCUGUGCUGACAUGUAAUUCAAUAAAUAAACAUCAUCAUGAGAAAGUUACAUAUUGUAAUCUUUAGGGAUUGUAGAGUUUUAAAAUGGAGAUAGUUAAGACUGUUAAUGUUACGAUAACAUCAACAAAUAAAGACUUGUUUAUUUAA
Molecule: messenger RNA, 2783 nt
Organism: Macrosteles quadrilineatus (aster leafhopper)
Lineage: Eukaryota; Metazoa; Arthropoda; Insecta; Hemiptera; Cicadellidae
Product: UDP-glycosyltransferase UGT5-like
Exons: 6
Coding region: 265-1848 (527 amino acids)
Molecular function (GO): UDP-glycosyltransferase activity
Source: RefSeq, a predicted model, not a curated record